Messenger RNA from Solea solea (common sole), 6708 nucleotides. RefSeq names its product rho-associated, coiled-coil containing protein kinase 2a (gene rock2a). The record is from RefSeq and is a predicted model, not a curated record. Bases 786 to 4979 code for a protein of 1397 amino acids. Gene Ontology annotation, biological process: cortical actin cytoskeleton organization; positive regulation of centrosome duplication; smooth muscle contraction. The transcript has 33 exons. Gene Ontology annotation, cellular component: cytoplasm; centrosome; cytoskeleton. Gene Ontology annotation, molecular function: ATP binding; Rho-dependent protein serine/threonine kinase activity; small GTPase binding. NCBI's taxonomy places the organism in Eukaryota, Metazoa, Chordata, Actinopteri, Pleuronectiformes, Soleidae.
UGACUUGAGACUCCAGUGUUUGUGUGGAUGUGAAGUCUCUGAGUGUACAGACAGGAAUUCGGCUGCUGCAGGACUUUUCUCCGCGACUCAGACUUGUGUCUUUUUGGCGCCUGUCGCGGACAGCGUAGAUAAAACCAGCGUGACAGAUGCGAAAAUGCGAGAAGAAACCCAGGAAGAGAGCGUGUGCUUAUUAAAAAUUCAGCGCGGGAGAACAGACAUUAUCGCCGUUUCAGACGUGUGGCAGCACUGAGGAGAGACUAAAGCACUGGCGGACUUCAAACAUCUCUCAACGGACGGAAACCAAGCGGGGUUUUUCCUCGAAAAGACGAGCUUUCUCUCAGCGUCCAAACCCCAGAGGGAAGGGGAGGAGAGGGGGGCUAAGAAAACGCCCUGCCGCCGCCGCUGCUGCUGAAGCCUGUUGCUGCUGUCUCCAAAUUCAAACUUUGUCGCUGAGUUGUGGAAAAAAAAAAAAUGCACCCUUCAUUUACCGGGAGGUGAAAAUUCAUGUGUACCGUUUCGUGUUUGUGUGUUAGCUCAGAGUCGCUGGCUAACCGAAGGCCCCCUCACUUUUGUAAGUUUUUUUCCAAGUCUCUUCGCUUUGGGAAUAUUUUCAUUGUGCACACUAUUCCUGUUGGAGGCGAGUUGGGUGGGCUGAGAGCCCAGGGCUGCUCCGCUAGGCCCACGGCCAUUAGCGACGAACAAAGAGGGUUCAUGUAAAUUCAAACACUUUGGAAACCUGCUCCGGUAUUAGUCAACUGUUUAGAACCAUCACUGCCGUCGCAGUCAUGUCGCUGGGCGCAGAGAGGAGGAUGGAAACCCGGCUGAAGAGGCUGGAGGACAUGAUCAGAGACCCCCGGUCCUCCGUCAACUUGGAAAGUUUGCUGGACUCCAUGAACGCCCUGGUCUUAGACUUGGACUACCCUGCACUACGCAAGAACAAAAACAUUGAAAACUUCAUAAACAGAUAUGAGAAAGUCAUAGGACAAAUUCGAGACCUCCAGAUGAAGUCUGAAGACUUUGACAGAGUGAAAGUCAUUGGUCGAGGGGCAUUUGGUGAAGUUCAGCUGGUCAGACAUAAAGCCUCACAGAAGGUUUACGCCAUGAAGCUCCUGAGCAAGUUUGAAAUGAUCAAGCGCUCAGACUCUGCCUUUUUCUGGGAAGAGAGGGACAUCAUGGCCUUCUCUAACAGUCCGUGGGUUGUGCAGUUGUGCUGUGCCUUCCAAGAUGAGCACUACCUCUACAUGGUGAUGGAAUACAUGCCAGGAGGUGAUUUGGUCAAUCUGACCAGCACCUAUGAUGUACCGGAGAAAUGGGCCAAGUUCUACACAGCAGAGGUUGUGAUGGCCUUGGAUGCUAUUCACUCCAUGGGCUUCAUCCACCGUGACGUCAAGCCAGAUAACAUGCUCCUGGACAGACUUGGACACCUCAAGCUGGCCGAUUUUGGCACAUGCAUGAAGAUGGACUCAACCGGCAUGGUGCAUUGUGACACAGCAGUUGGGACUCCAGACUACAUCUCUCCUGAGGUGCUCAAGUCCCAGGGAGGAGACGGAUAUUAUGGGAGAGAAUGUGACUGGUGGUCUGUAGGGGUCUUCAUCUUUGAGAUGCUUGUUGGUGACACGCCUUUCUAUGCGGACUCUCUGGUGGGAACGUACAGUAAAAUAAUGGACCACAAGAACUCGCUAAACUUCCCAGAUGAUGUAGAUAUCUCCAAAGAUGCUAAGAAUAUCAUCUGUGCUUUCCUGACUGACAGGGAGGUACGAUUAGGCAGGAACGGCGUGGAGGAAAUCAAACGACAUCCUUUCUUCAAGAAUGACCUGUGGACUUUCGACACCAUCAGAGACGCGGUUGCCCCUGUGGUCCCAGAGCUGAGCAGUGACAUAGACACCAGUAACUUUGACGAGAUUGAAGAAGACAAAGGUGAUGUGGAAACAUUCCCCACACCUAAGGCCUUUGUUGGAAACCAGUUACCGUUCGUUGGCUUCACUUACUUCAAAGAAGACCAAUUAUUAAAUGCCUCCAACAAUUCUUCAGUGUCCCAUGAGAAUUCAAAAGGAGAGUCAGUAGCACUACAGAAGAAACUUCACCACGUAGAGGGGCAGCUCAAUAAUGAGAAACAGGCCAAAGAUGAUCUGGAGCACAAAUACAGAACUGCCACUAGUCGUCUGGACAAAAUCUCUAAAGAGCUUGAGGAUGAGGUGAGUGGAAGGAAGAACCUGGAGUCGAGUCUGAGGCAGCUGGAGAGAGAGAAGGCACUGCUGCAGCACAAGAGCCUGGAGAGCAGCCGGAAGGCAGAGAACGAGGCUGACAGGAAGCGCUGCCUGGAGAAUGAAGUAAACGGCCUGCGAGACCAGCUGGAUGACAUGAAGAGAAGAAACCAGAAUUCACACAUUUCAAAUGAGAAGAAUAUUCACCUACAGAAACAGCUCGAAGAGGCCAACACGCUGCUUCGGGCCGAGUCUGAGGCAGCGACGAGGCUCCGUAAAGCCCAGACUGAAAACAGCAAGCAGCUGCAGCAGCUAGAGGCCAACGUACGCGAACUGCAGGACAAAUGCUGCCUGCUGGAGCGCAGCAAGCUCAGUCUGGAGAAGGAAUGCAUCAGCCUGCAGGCGGCUCUGGAGACGGAGAGGCGAGAGCAUAGCCAGGGCUCAGAGACCAUCAGUGACCUUAUGGGACGGAUCUCUGGUCUGGAGGAGGAGGCACGUCAGCAGAGACAGGCUCUGUCCAAAGCUGACACUGAGAAGAGACAGCUUCAGGAGAAACUCACUGAUCUGGAGAAGGAGAAGAGCAACAAAGAGAUUGAUUUGACCUACAAGCUGAAGGUGCUGCAACAGGAGCUGGAGCAGCAGGAGACUUCUCACAAGGCCACCAGGGCAAUGCUGGCAGACAAGAGCAAGAUCAAGGUGACCAUUGAGGGCGCCAAGUCAGAGUCCAUGAAGGAGAUGGAACAGAAGCUGGCGGAGGAGCGAGCAGCCAAACUGCGCCUGGAGAACAGAAUACUGGAGCAGGAGAAACACAGCAGCAUGAUGGACUGUGACUAUAAACAGGCCUUGCAGAAACUUGAUGAGCUGCGCAGACAUAAGGACCGUCUCACUGAGGAGGUGAAGAACUUGACGCUGAAGAUCGAGCAGGAGACACAGAAACGCACGCUGACUCAGAACGACCUGAAGGCACAGAUACAGCAGCUCAAUGCUCUGAGAACCUCGGAGAAACAGCUCAAACAGGAAACUAAUCACCUGCUGGACAUUAAACGCAGCUUGGAGAAACAGAACCAAGAGCUGCGCAAAGAACGGCAGGACACUGACGGGCAGAUGAAGGAGUUACAGGACCAGUUAGAAGCCGAACAGUAUUUCUCUACAUUGUACAAGACCCAGGUUCGUGAACUGAAGGAGGAGUGUGAGGAGAGGAACAAACUCCUUAAAGAUGUUCAGCAGUCUCUGCAGGAUCUACAGGAGGAGAGGGACUCACUGGCGGCUCAACUGGAGAUCACUCUGACAAAGGCUGACUCGGAGCAGCUGGCACGCUCCAUUGCGGAGGAGCAGUACUCAGACCUGGAGAAGGAGAAGAUAAUGAAGGAGCUGGAACUGAAGGAGAUGAUGGCCCGGCAUCGCCAAGAGCUGGCUGAGAAGGACAUCACCAUCGGCUCACUGGAGGAGGCCAAUCGCACCCUGACCAGCGAUGUUGCCAACCUCGCCAAUGAGAAGGAGGAGCUGAACAACAAACUGACGGAGGCAAUUGAAGAGUCAGAGAAGUCAAGGGAUUGGGAGCAGCAGAUCAGCCAGAUGAGGCUGGGAUUUGAGAAGCAGCUGCAGUCUGAGAGAACGCUGAAAACACAGGCCGUCAAUAAGCUGGCAGAGAUCAUGAACAGGAAGGAGGUGCGUGGCGGAGGCAGUCGCCGCGGUAACGACACAGACAUGCGGCGAAAGGAGAAGGAGAACAGGAAGCUGCAGUUGGAGUUGAGGUCGGAGAAGGAAAAGCUCAACAGCACCAUCAUCAAAUACAACAGAGAGAUCAACGAAAUGCAAGCACAACUGGCAGAUGAGAGCCUGAUGCGUAUCGAGCUGCAGAUGGCCCUGGACAGUAAAGACAGUGAUAUUGAGCAGCUGAGAAAUCUUCUGCAGUCGCUCAGUGUUCAGUCAAUGGACUCUGCCAGUGUGAGCAGUGGACCAGAGUUUGAUGCUGAUGAUGCGUACACAGAAACAAGGCUUGAGGGGUGGCUCUCUCUCCCCGUGAGAAACAACACCAAGAAGUUUGGAUGGGCGAAAAAGUAUGUUGUCGUGAGCAGCAAGAAGAUUCUCUUCUACAACAGUGAGCAAGACAGAGAGCAGUCUAUUCCCUACAUGGUGCUUGACAUAGACAAACUCUUCCAUGUGAGGCCUGUCACUCAAACGGAUGUGUACCGUGCCGAUGCCAAAGAAAUCCCCAGGAUAUUCCAGAUUCUUUAUGCCAAUGAAGGUGAGAGCAAAAAGGAGCCAGAGUUUCCUGUUGAGCCACUGCCCAUCGGAGAGAAAUCCAGCUACAUCUGCCACAAGGGCCACGAGUUCAUCCCCACACUCUACCACUUCCCCACCAACUGUGAGGCGUGCACCAAGCCACUGUGGAACAUGUUCAAGCCGCCGCCUGCUCUGGAGUGUCGACGCUGUCACAUCAAGUGCCAUAAAGACCACAUGGACAAGAAGGAGGAUAUCAUUGCUCCCUGCAAAGUAAACUAUGACAUAUCUACGGCCAAGAACCUGCUGCUGCUGGCCGUGUCCCAGGAGGAGCAGCAGAAGUGGGUGAGCCGGCUGGUCAAGAAGAUCCCCAAGAAGCCUCCGCCAGCAGAGCACUUUGCACGCUCAUCGCCACGCACCUCCAUGAAGGUCCAGGCCAGCCAGUCCAUGAGGAGGCCCAGUCGACAGCUCCCCACCAGCAAGAGCAGCCCUCGCAGGUCAAAUGGCUUCAAAGUGAGGCGAGGAGACUCCAACAGUGAAGGGUUUCAAUGACGACUUUCCUCAAUCCUUUGCUUCCUUCAGCCAGAUGUUUACCCGUAAACAACUAAACUCCGGAAUUUAACCUUACUUGGGAGUGUGGUGCAUCUUCAAGGUGGUGGGAUGUGUUUCCUCCUAAAUCAAAGACUAUACACAAAGCUCUGUUUGCAGAUCCGCACACUGAACUCCACGUCACUCCUCCACAACCUGUCCUGCUUCAGCCUGUGAGAGCUACACACACAUUCAUUUUUCCCUGUCGUUGAACUUUAUGGGUUCAGUGUUUUCCGGUCAAAGCUAAACCCGCUCGUGAGCGCGUUAGCUUGGAGGUUUUCUCACCGGCCCUCGAUUAGAGCAUGUCGGUGUGUCUCCGUGGGGGCUGGAAAUAGCACAUUUAGCCCCCGGCAGAGCACAAGAGAGCCCUUUUUAUAUGCUCGACUCGAGAUGGAAGGAAGGGGGAUACACUUACCUCAAUGGUUCUCGCAUGGAAACUCUGCCUGAUUUAUGUCUGGACCCAGCAGAAAAACUCUUCACUCCACCUUUGGGAAUUCUUGUGGCCAAAUUUUUUUUUGUGUGUGUGUUGAAUGAUGUUGAACAAUAUUAAGGGUUAAAGGGGAACACUACACAGAGAAGAUGGUUGGCUUUGUCACAUGUUGGCUGAAUACAGUUGAACUUGAUCCCAGCUUAUCAACAUGGAUCGUAGCCGCUCUGUUUUCAGGUGCGUGUCCACACAGGGUCACAGAAAUGUGAAUGAGGUACUUGAGAGAAGGAGCGGUGUGGCUUCAUUCAGUUCUUUUUCCUCUGAGUGCCUGUUAUUCAGAUUUCUGACUGUGGCACGCUCUGAGUCACUGGUUUUUGUCGUUGAAGGACUUGCCAGUCGCGUGUGUGAGAAACACAAUCCUGCUCUGAAUGCCGAUCGAUGGACGACCAGCCGGACACGAGAUCCUCGCCAUCCCAUAAUCAGAAGUACUUUGUCAGCUGUGAGGGUUAAUGUUUACUGAAAUCACGGGGCGCACUGUUCGUGCUUUUCUGACCUGUGUGUUUGGUGUUUUGUUUUUUUUGUUUUUUGAAUGUACAUCUGGGCUUCGCCAGAGACAUCACACGAACAUUGUCCUCCUUUCCAAAUAUACUUGACUGAAGUGCUCUUUCAUGACCAACUGCUCUGAGUGAACGUGCAUGUGUUUGCCUUUUCAGGCCUCACACUUGAGUGCUGUCACCCACAGACCUCCACCUGUUCACUAAUGUGCUUUUAAGGUCAUUCCUGAUGAUGAUGAUGAUGAUGGUGAUGAUGAAAAUGAAGGGGAAGUAAAUGAAUGAGAACAAUGAAGGUAUGCAAUCAUAUCCCAGCAGUCAAAAUACUGAGCAGCACUAUUCCAUUGAAAGUUUGUUUUUUAUAAUUGUCCUGAUAUUUUUGUAUUAAAAGUAACCAAACUCUGAGUUUGGGCACAUUGUUGUAUGUGUGUAUGUGGCUUAUAUAGCAAAUGGAGAGUAAACUAUGUGUGUGAGUGCGUGCGUGCGUGCGUGUGUGUGUGUGUGUGUACCGAGUGGUCUCCUUUAACCAUGAAGCAUGUUUUAUACCUAUAAAUAUACACAGUAUAUAUAUUUUACAUGCCAUACAGUGCACAUUAUAUUAUUUAUACAGCCUUGUCCACUUUGUAUUUAAGGGCUUUACAUCCAGAUUGCAUGUUUGCUACCAAACAGCUCUAUAAUAAUAACCACUUCAAUAAAGACAUGGAUGUGCUUUUUC